UUUAUUUUAACUUUGGGCCGAAACGGUACGUUCCAUUUACAGCUCACUCCUCAUUCUCUCUCUCUGUGAGUGUGCUUGACGAUGACGAAGCCAGCAGCAGGAUCCUUAGCAGGCAUGUUGACGAUGACAAAGCCGUCGGCAGGAUCCUUAGCAUCAAGAUCGACGUGGGUAUCCACCACCUCUGUGUCGUCCUCAGGGAAGAGGAUUCAGAGAGAGAUGGUAGAGCUCAACCUGGACCCACCUCCUGGCUGCUGUGCGGGGCCCAAGGGUGACAAUCUCUACAACUGGGUUGCAACCAUCAUCGGCCCCCCAGGAACACCAUACCAAGGUGGCAUAUAUUUCCUUGACAUUACAUUUCCCUAUGAUUAUCCAUUUCAACCUCCAAAGGUUGUAUUCAAAACUCGAAUCUAUCAUUGCAAUGUUGAUUCUGCUGGAAAUGUAAGUUUGGAAAUCUUAAAGGACAGUUGGAGUCCAGCUCUAACAAUUACAAAGGUUCUACAAGCACUUCAAUCCAUUUUCACAAAGCCUGAUCCUUAUAAUCCACUUGUCCCUGGCAUUGCCCAUUUGUACUUGCAAGAUGAAGCUAAACACGCCGAGCUUGCUGCUGAAUGGACGCUGCGAUUUGCUAAGUGAGGUUUACAUAGGAUCCACUCACACAGUACAAAGUAUUAGAUUCCAGCAACCUCUACAGAUUUGUUCAUUGAAGGAUGCUAUGUUAUCAACCUGUAUACUAUGAGCUUGUCAUGUUAUGUACCUGCUGAAUUACAACAGCCAUACAUAUACCAAAAAAAAAAUGAAAAGCAGAAUGCUUGUAACAUAUUUUUCAUCUUAUAUAUUAUAUGCGCCACUUAAGGAAUGGAUUGGUCAUAUUUGUAUUUAAUCAUUAACCUCCAGCAGUUUGCUGAUUGCUUGAUUAAGAAAUUGAUUAGUCGUAGACCUUUAUUUUUUUUAA
Prunus dulcis (almond) is the source of this 952-nucleotide messenger RNA. Its product is annotated as constitutive photomorphogenesis protein 10. Gene Ontology annotation, molecular function: ubiquitin conjugating enzyme activity. The transcript is spliced from 4 exons. Bases 82 to 633 code for a protein of 183 amino acids. Gene Ontology annotation, cellular component: nucleus. Gene Ontology annotation, biological process: protein polyubiquitination. NCBI's taxonomy places the organism in Eukaryota, Viridiplantae, Streptophyta, Magnoliopsida, Rosales, Rosaceae. The record is from RefSeq and is a predicted model, not a curated record.